CCGAGCUGUCAAACAACAUCGACGCCAUUUCGACAAGAGCCUCAAAAUGGCAGUAUAAUGCAAAGCGGGGAUCGCUCCUCACUGAAUAAGAAGCGACGCGCGCUUCUGACGCCCGCGAACACAGACGCGCUUUAACGGACACUUUGAAGACGCCCCGCGGCGACGCGAUGGAUAUCAGCACUGCGGUGUUUAACGCGGCGAGAGACGGAAAACUGAAACUCAUCCAGAAGUUGCUGAGCGACAAAAGUCCGCAGGAGCUGGAGGCGCUGGCGGAGGAGAAGACGCAGGGAGGCACGCCGUUGCUCAUCGCUUCGCGCUACGGACACCUGCAGGUGGUGGAGUACCUGCUGGAGCACUGCAGGGCCGGCGUGGAGCUCGGGGGCGCCGUCAGCUUCGACGGGGAGACGAUAGAAGGCGCUCCGCCGCUGUGGGCCGCCUCCGCCGCGGGGCACCUGCCGGUGGUGAAGACGCUCCUGGAGCACGGAGCCUCCGUCAACAGCACCACCCUCACCAACUCCACCCCGCUGCGGGCCGCCUGCUUCGACGGACACCUGGAGAUCGUGCGCUACCUGGUGGAGCAUCACGCGGACCUGGAGGUGGCCAACCGUCACGGUCACACCUGCCUGAUGAUCUCCUGCUACAAGGGCCACAAGGAGAUCGCCCAGUUCCUGCUGGAGCACGGGGCCGACGUCAACCGGCGGAGCGUGAAGGGCAACACGGCUCUGCACGACUGCGCCGAGUCCGGCAGCCUGGAGAUCCUGAAGCUGCUGCUGAAGGGUGGAGCGAGGAUGGAGCGGGACGGGUACGGCAUGACCCCGCUCCUCGCCGCCAGCGUCACCGGACACACCAACAUCGUGGAGUACCUGCUGCACCAGCCGCGCUCCGCCCGAGAGCCCCGCAUCGACGCGCUGGAGCUGCUGGGGGCCACCUUCGUGGACAAGAAGCGUGACCUGCUGGGCGGCAUGCGCUACUGGAGGAGAGCCAUGGAGCUGCGGCAGACGGGCGAGAAGAGCCUGGCUAAACCGGCCCCGGGGCCCCCGGUGCCCGCGUACGACUGCGCCCGCGAGGUGUGUACGGCCGAGGAGCUGGAGGCGCUGGUCACUGACCCGGACGAGAUGCGCAUGCAGGCGCUGCUGAUCCGAGAGCGCAUCCUCGGGCCCUCGCACCCCGACACCUCCUACUACAUCCGCUACCGCGGGGCCGUGUACGCCGACUCGGGCGACUUCGAGCGCUGCAUCCGUCUGUGGAAGUACGCUCUGGACAUGCAGCAGAGACACCUGGACCCGCUCAGCCCCAUGACCGCCAGCAGCUUCCUGUCCUUCGCCGAGCUCUUCUCCUUCGUGCUGCAGGACCGAGCCAAGGGCCGCGUCGCUCGGGUCAGCUUCCAGGACCUGAUGGGUGUUCUGAGGAAGAGUGUGUGUGAGGUGGAGCGGGCCGUGGCGCAGCGGGACAGUCCUCCGGAGACGCCUCAGUUCACCAAAGCGCUGUCCAUCAUCCUGCACCUGCUGUUCCUGCUGGAGAAGCUGGAGUGUGCUCCGGAGCAGGAGCACCAGAAGCGUCUGACCGUGUACCGGCUGCUGAAGCUCAGCCCGCGGGCGAGGAGCGGCUACACCCCGCUGCACAUGGCUGUGGACAAGGACACCACGUCUGUGGGCCGUUACCCGGUGGGGCGCUUCCCGUCUCUGUGUGUGGCGCGUCUGCUGCUGGAGUGCGGUGCUGACGUAGACUCCCGCGACUGUGAGAACAACACCCCGCUGCACGUCGCCGCCGCUAACGGCUGUCCGGAGAUCAUGGCGGCGCUGAUCCGGGCCGGAGCGCACUUCGACGCCACCAACGCCCAGCACAAGACGGCCUACGAGCUGCUGGACGAGCAGAGCAGCGGGCGACACGCGCUCCACCCGCUCAGCUACGUCACGCUGCAGUGUCUGGCCGCCCGCACCAUCCUGACACACAGACUGCCCUACAGAGGACUGACCUCGGAGCAGAUGGAGGCCUUCAUCGAGCUGCACUGACCCCAGCAGUGACCCGAGGCGUGUGGUGUGUUUCAUGAUCACAGCAUUAAAGUGUUUUCUGUCAGACUCCUCCAGUGUUUCUCUCAGUGAUGAUCCUGAAGGACUCGGAAGCACGUGGUGCCAAAUGCUCUCUUUUCUAACAGCUUUGAAUGCGUGCGGCUGUGAUUUUUAAUGUGUUUUUACUCUAUUUCCUUCCUGUGGGGAUGGACUGUAAUAUAUUGAUCUUGGCACUUUACCCCCCCGCUGUAUGAGAACAGCUAUUUUUGACUUGCUGACGUUACACUGAUAUCUAUGCAGUUUAUUAACAGCGGUGGAUUUGGAGUGACAGAUCUGGCAACCCAAGUUCUUUUUGUUUUCUUUUCCUAUGCAGGGUUACGUGAAAGCUUCCUAUGCAUUGUGAUCUUAUUCUAAUUGCCUGCAAGUUUUUAUUGUUGGUCUGAUUUCAUUGCUGAAGUGAUUUAUUUCUCUGUUGUCCGGUCUGUUGUUGUAAAUGCCACCCUGUGAAAGCACUUUGGAAAUGUUAACCUCAAAACCAGAGAUGUCUCUCAGAAACUUCAAGUGAUUUAGUUAAUUUAAGACAAUUUACUACAAGACAAAAAUGUGUCUGGUGAUGCCUGAAUAAAGCUCAAGCGUCCCGUC
This is a messenger RNA of Carassius auratus (goldfish), 2651 nucleotides long. It is a transcript of the gene fem1a, whose product is annotated as fem-1 homolog a. Gene Ontology annotation, molecular function: protein binding. Lineage: Eukaryota; Metazoa; Chordata; Actinopteri; Cypriniformes; Cyprinidae. The record is from RefSeq and is a predicted model, not a curated record. The coding region runs from base 168 to 2012 and encodes 614 amino acids. The transcript is spliced from 2 exons.